This is a messenger RNA of Drosophila innubila, 991 nucleotides long. It is a transcript of the gene Rab18, whose product is annotated as ras-related protein Rab-18. The record is from RefSeq and is a predicted model, not a curated record. Gene Ontology annotation, molecular function: GTPase activity; GTP binding. The coding region runs from base 126 to 719 and encodes 197 amino acids. The transcript has 3 exons. NCBI's taxonomy places the organism in Eukaryota, Metazoa, Arthropoda, Insecta, Diptera, Drosophilidae.
GUAUGGCAACUCCAGCAAAUCCAACCAACACACAAGCAAUUCCGCAAUUUGUUUAAACUAAAUCGUUAAUGAACUUACUGUAAAAAACAAAGAGCAACAAAUAAACCAACAAGCAAUAUCAGAACAUGGCUGACAGAGCUAUAAAGCUGCUUAUAAUCGGAGAAAGUGGCGUUGGCAAAUCCAGCCUGGUACGUCGCUUUGUUGAGAACAAAUUUGAUGACAAUCAUGACGUCACAAUCGGAAUGGACUUUAAGACAGCGGUGAUGAAUGUGGAUGGUAUUGACUACAAAGUCGCAUUGUGGGACACAGCUGGAGCCGAACGGUUUCGCAGUCUAACGCCGAGUUUCUAUCGCAAGGCAUUAGGUGCUAUACUUGUGUACGAUAUAACAGAUCGUGAUUCUCUGGUCAAACUGGAGGCAUGGCUGGCCGAGGUGGACAGCUUCAGUGACAAUCCAAACAUUGCCAUUAUUGUGGUGGGCAAUAAAAUCGAUAAGGAGCGUGUUGUGGAUCGUGAGGAGGGACGCAAAUUUGCACGCAAACAUCGGGCACUAUUUAUCGAAACAUCGGCCAAGUGUGAUCAGUUUGUCAGCGAUGCAUUCAGGGAUAUUGUGGAAAAGAUUGUUUCCUCGGAAUAUUUUGGCAAUGGCAGCACUGCAAAUGGCAUGACCAUAGACAAUACUCAGGAUGUGGAUUCGGCGCCAUCAACGUGUUAUUGUUGAUCGAGAUCGUUAUGGCUUUUCGAUAGUUUCGAUAACUGAUUUUUGUCAAAUUUCUAGUGUGUAUUUAUUUAAACGUUUCUAAAUAUCAUUAGCAUCAUGAAAAAAGUCGUCUACUCUCAAUAUGCUUUCUUACAUAUCCCAUUAACCAAAAAAAACAACUGCUUCGACAUUUGUAACGGGAAACAUAAUGCCCGCUUCGGUUUGGUAAGCAACACGACAAAAAUGUUUAAUGUACCUUAAUUGUAAAUAUAUAAUUUAUGCCCAUACAAGAA